UCAGCAGUGUAAGGUGGAGGAAGGUGGAUCAGUCUGUAAUUUCCGGUCAGGGGGAAUGCAUGUGCAUUUAGUUCUCAUUAAAACUACACAGACUUAUGGGAGCACUAUUAGAUUUGAUCUAGCCUUUGGUCUCUCUCUCUAGACUGGAGUGAUCCUACAUGGAAGUGAAACUGUGCUCUGUGCCUGCCUAUAUAGGCAGUGAUCCUACCUGGAAGUGAAACUGUGCUCUGUGUCUGCCUCUAUAGGCCGUGGUCGCUAGCAGGGGAGGACCACAGCAAACUCAGACGUCCCUACUGUACCUAACCUGAACUUGGAGCACAACCAUUCUGGACUAAGGUGUCCAUGGCCCCUAAUGAAGUGUGAAAUCAAAUCACAGUGAUAAUCACACAGGCAGGAAACUCGCUGGAUACUACAGUAGUAUAUGUGAGAUGAAGGCCCAGCGAUGCUGCUGAGAUCCCCUCCGCCUCCUCAUCUCUGACGCCAUCAUGCUGAAGACGGAGGCCUCAGGGGAGAGGAGCAAUCUCCGGAGCGCCUCUCCCCACCGCAACGCCUACAGGACAGAGUUCCAGGCCCUAAAGAAGGCCUUCGACCAGCCAACCCGGCAGGACAGCAAGGAGCCCCAGCUCAAGGACACUGAGCGGGUCACCCAGCGCCGGGGACGACAGUAUGGUGCCCACGUUAGCCGCAUCAAGGACAUGUUCAUGCAGAUGCAGGGCACAGAGAGCUCCAGUACUUCCACCAGGCGGGAAGACCCGUCGCCUCAGAAGAUGACCAAGCCCACCAACUUCAUCAACAAGGUUGAUGGCUCAGUCAUCAAGCUCACGCAGCACCCUAUAGCGGACCGAACCAGCGCAGGGUCAAAGGUCGUAGAGGCCAGGAAGCUGUUUGAGCAGCAGUCACGUGAUGCGUCCCAAUCGCCUGUCUACUCCUAUGGCCGGGAGAAGAGGGGUUCCCAUGAGCACCUGGAUGACUGGCGAGGGUCGCGCUCCAACAGGGGCAGCACAGACUCCCUGGACUCACAGUGUUCCAGGACGGAAGCCCAGUCGCCCACCGUGAGCCAGCUGAGCGCUGUGUUUGAGAACGUCGACCACCAGGGAGGGGGAGGAGGGGGCCCAUUCCGGCGAGGACGGGCACUCUACUCCCCUGAUAACUUCCACCGGCACGGCGACCUCAGCGAAGAUGACUCGCGCCAAUCCCCGGUGCGUGGUGGAGGGUACAGGAGCCGCGUGGGGGGCAAACUUCCCAUGUCCUCAUCCUCAGAAGACCUCCUCAGCCCUAGCCCGCUGUCGGAGACGGUGGAGCUAAAACCCUUCCUGCAUGAGGAGGAGCCCCAGGAGAGAGAGGAGACAGCAGGGGAGUUAGGACAGAGGGACAGAGAGAGACAUCCCGUAAGGGCCACCACCAACGGAGGGGAAGUGAACGGAUCGUAUGAGGAGAAGCAGGCGGAGGAAACCGACACCUCCAGAGAGACGUCGGGAGUCUGCACAGACUCAAGGCCCACAAAUGAUGCCACCGUCGGGGACAAGACUUCCGAGGACACCUAUGAUACCCCAGCUACCCCAGCCCAGGAUGAAGCCCAGGAUGAGGCAGAAGCCCGUGGGGAGGAGGUGGAGGUGGAGAAUGCCUCCUCCAGGCCCAGGGUCUUUCCAGAGGACCAGGCAGAAGAGCCCAAUGAGGAAUACAGUGGGAACGAGAGGGUGAUUUUUAACGCGGACGGAGACGCUUGCUACCAGGGAUGGGGGGAGAGCUGUACUGACCCUGAGGAUGACCUUUACGGUGAUGAUGACGUCAUCUAUGACCCUGGGAAUGAUCUUACUGAGAUCCCUGGUCUACCAGAGGAAGAGAAGGAGGAUAUCCCUCCGAAGAGGAAACUACGAUUCAGCACCAAACCCAUGAUGGUGUUCAACACCUACUGUAACGAGGACUAUGACAGGAGGAAUGAGGAGGUGGACCCGGUGGCCUCGUCAGCAGAGUACGAGCUGGAGAAGAGGGUGGAGAAACUGGAGCUGUUCCCUGUAGAGCUGGAGAAAGAUGACGAUGGCCUUGGUAUCAGUAUCAUAGGAAUGGGAGUGGGUGCUGACGCCGGUCUGGAGAAACUUGGCAUCUUCGUCAAGACUGUCAUUGAGGGCGGGGCAGCUGAGAGAGAUGACAGGAUCAAGGUGAACGACCAGAUCGUGGAGGUGGACGGCACCAGUCUGGUGGGGGUGACACAGAGCUUCGCUGCCUCCGUCCUGAGGAACACCCAGGGAGUGGUUAGGUUUGUGAUUGGUCGAGAGCGUCCGGGUCAGGUGAGCGAGGUGGCUGCUCUGAUCCAACAGACUCUGGAGCAGGAGAGGAGACAGAGAGAGUUGCUGGAGCAGCAGUAUGCCCAGUAUGACGCUGAUGACGAUGAGACUGGGGAGUACGCCACUGAUGAGGAGGAGGAGGCGGGGCCGGCCGCAGACGGUGGGGGGGAAGAGGAAGGUGACGGGGAGAAGAGCAUCGAGGUGUUCGAUUUGCCAGAAACAGAUAACAUCAUUUCCCCCUCAGAGUUGGACGCUACCAAACUCUACCAGACAUUCAGAGAGCUGCAGAUCAAGCACACUGUCACUGAGGCAGAGAUACAGAAGCUCAAAAACAAGCUUGCUGUGGUGGAGAGGGAGAAGGCACGCUGGGAGAAGGAGAAGAGCCAGCUGAAGGCCAGCAUGGAGGAGAACAAGGAGAGGAUGCUGAAGCUGGAGAGUUACUGGAUCGAGGCCCAGACCCUGUGCCACACGGUCAACGAGCACCUGAAGGAGGCCCAGUGCCAAUACACCACCCUAGAGAAGAAGUACAACAAGGCCAAGAAACUCAUCAAGGACUUCCAGCAGAAAGAGGUGGAGUUUGUCCAGAAGGAGGAAGCGGAGAGGAAGAGGCUGGAGGAUACAGAGAAGGUCCACCUGGAGGAGAUUCAGGGACUGCAAGUCAGGAUUGCAGCCCUGGAGUCUGAGCUGAUGCAACUGAUGAAACAAAAUGGCAUCCAGAUGAACAACAACAACAACAGCGCCCAACAGCAGAGUCCUGGGAUGGCCGGCCCUGCAAGAGAGCUGAGUGAGGUGGUUCCCCACGCUGGAAGUAGACAGAGACUCUCCAGAGGACUACUACAGGACAGCAUCAGCUCUACAGAGGAAGAGGCAUCAGAGGGCCCUGGCAAUACUUGUUCAUCCAUGCGGAGUGCAGCCUCCAGUACUGUGGAUGAAUGCAGAGCCUCCAGGGCCCCUGGCAGUGCUGAGGGCUCCCCCAGACACACCCUCCUCCAGAAGGCAGCAGACAACACCGGGUCUCAGUCUCCUGUGGUGUCCAGCCCCUCUCUCAGCCUGGACGAGAAGAUCACCAGGAGUGGUCUGGACCCACUGACACAGGGCAAAGGGAAGGACCCCAGAAGCUCACCAGGAAACAGUUCUACAGAGCCCUCUGCUGAGAAUAGCCCAGAGAAGCUCAAGGCCAAGAAAUCUCUUACUUGGCCCCACUUCUUCUCCUAUUCAUAUGACUUGGUUCCUGUGGUGAAGGAUGAUCUGAGUGUCAGCAGUAGCAGCUCAGUGGAGGUCAGUGGUCUGCUGACUGAAGCCAAGAUGUCCAGUCGCUCACACACACUGGUGCUCUCCUCAGACGAGAGUCUGGAUAUGAUAGAUGAGGAGAUCCUAGAUGGGGGCCAGUGCCCCAAGCAGCACCAGUGGCAGAACCUCAUUGUGACAGAGUGGACCUCCCAGCAGGUGUCCCGCUGGCUCAUGGGACUAAACCUGGAUCAGUACAUCCCAGAUUUCAUGGCCAAGAACGUAGACGGAGACCAGCUACUGCAGCUGGACAGUACUGAGCUCAAGACCCUUGGCGUUGCUUCCUCCCAGGACCGGGCUCUGAUCAAGAAGAAGGCAAAGGACCUCAAGGUCCUGAUGGAGAAGGCUCGGAGGAACAGGGAGAAACUGGACAAACAGCGAGAGAAGCUCCGUAAGAAAGAGCUGGAGCAGCAACAGAAACAGGCCCACAAACCCAGCAGCAAGGGCCUCUCCGAGACAGCAGAAGGCACAGCAAAGUAACCCACGGCUUUAAGACCUACCUCUCCUUGUCUGUCUACCAACAACCACUACAAAGUAGUAUCUCCAGGGAUAGAAACAGUCACCAGAACCACUGAGCUAAAAUACCAGAUGUAUUAUGUGAUAUGUCAAUUGAUAUAACCAGAGAUACUUUUAAGGAGGAGAUGGGGCAACUCCAGUGGAAUCGUAUUAAUGCUCAUUGUGUACGUUGCCCAUGUGUCGUCAAUGGGCCCGCGGUGCAUUCUCGGGGCGAUUCUGGGACAAGGAGAGCUCAAUUGGGUGCUGGGUCAAAAACCCAACAUUACAAAUCUUUUCCCGAGAUGUGAGAUAAUUAACUUGUUCUGUGUAAUAUCGUAUAGCUUUGGAAUCGUGACAUGACCUACUUUUGAGAAAGAUAGGCAGGUUUCUCGAUUCAUACCCUGACUUUGAGAAUUGCGUGACGAUUUGCUUAGCAACAGCGUGAUGCAGCAUGACAACGUGAAUGCGAUUGGUUAACAGUCUGCUGUUAUACGUUCCUCCAUUCAUAGCCCAAUGCGAUUCCCAUCUCCUCCUUUCUGUAAUAUCUCUAGUAUAACACCUAACAGGGCUUGAGUUCAGGCUGUGGAGUUCAGUGCACUACUAUUGGAGGCUGUAGCGCUGGAGGCCGUCACGCUACUGUACCACCGAACAAAUACCAAAAUAACCAGACAGUUGGAUAGUAAAGAUGCUGCCCACCCACCUGCCUACCUUUCAUCUCAUUGUACAUCCUCGUAGUGCAGUAUUUCCCAAACUCAGUCCUACGGAUCCCACGGUGUGCACGUUUUGUUUUUUUGCCCUAACACUACACAGCUGAUUCCAAUGAUCAAAGCUUGAUGAUUAGUUGAAACCAAAACGUGCACCCCUUGGGGUCCUGAGGACCAUGUUUUGGAAACCCUGUCAUAGUGUUUCCAAACCUCCACCUCCAUUACAUAUUAUUUAUUUUGCUGUAAUUCAGGUUUAUUUAUUCAUUCGGAAAACAGAAACCCCCAAAUAUAUCAGCUUCACACCCGUCUGUGUUCCUCCUCUUUUUAUGAUGUCUUAUAUAAAACACCUUUAGACAUCAUGACAAUGUACAUAUAUGAUCAUAUAGAGAAGUCUAAUGUGCCAUUUUUUAUCAAAUGAACAUGUGUAUUCUGUGCAGAUAGAUCGAUGGAUUUAUGGAAUCUGAAUCUUCCCAUCAUAGUUCUGAUGAAGCACAUAUUCUACAAAUGACCUGUGUUGGGGAUAAUGAAUGCAAUACCCAGAUCUCACCACUAGGUGGGGCAACCAACACCUAGAUCUCACCGCUAGGGGUCAGGGCUGUGUGGUGGAUGAUGGGGCAAUUCCCAGAUCGUACCACUUGGUGGGGCAAUACCUAGAUCUCAACACUAGGGGUCAGGGCUGUGUGGUGGAUGGUGGGGGCAAUACCCAGAUUUAACCACUAGGUGGGGCAAUACCUAGAUCUCACCAUUAGGGGUCAGGUCUGUGUAGUGGAUGGUGGGGCAAUAUCCAGAUCUCACCACUCUAGGGGUCAGGCCUGCUCCUUGACUCCUACUACUUGAGAAUGAUGGCAACACUGGAGCUACUCAAGAGGAACUGAAGUCUAUUGAAUAGACAAGUUUUACUGGAAUAAGAACCAAGUUUGUGGGAGGAAAAAGUAUUUAUACUCCUUACUGGAACUACAAUGGAGAUCUCAACACUGGAAUUCCAACUACUGUAUGAACUAAACUCUUUAGUUUGCUAACAGUAAACUGGCCUCUGCAUCGCAUUAGAGCACUUCACACUAUGAAUGACUAAGGACUUAGUGAGUGGACUGAUUCCUCUUAGUGUGAAGUGAAUAGUUCCAUGAAUUUGUAACAUACCAGACCCUGCUCCAAAAACAGGACGAUGACAUUUCAAAGAGAACAUAGUUUCAUCAACCUGUUUUCAACCUCUUUCUGAUACUCUCUAAAUCGGGUUCUCAAAGUGGGGUUGCGGAGGUACAGUAAGGUUUAAGAGGACAGAUCUAAAAUAUAUACAGUACCUGUCAAAAGUUUGGACACACCUACUCAUUCGAGGAUUUUUCUUUAUUUUUACUAUUUUCUACAUUGUAGAAUAAUAGUGAAGACAUCAAAACUAUGAAAUAACACAUAUGGAAUCAUAACCAAAAAAGUGUCCAAAUAUAUAUAUCCAAAUAUAUUUUAUAUUCUAAAAAAGUAGCCACCCUUUGCCUUGAUGACAGCUUUGCAAACUCAACCAGCUUCACCUGGAAUGCUUUUCCAACAGUCUUGAAGGAGUUCCCACAUAUGCUGAGCACUUGUCUUGAAGGAGUUCCCACAUAUGCUGAGCACCAGUUCCAUCAUAACGCUUGAUGGUUUUUGCGACUGCACUUGUAAGAAACUUUUUCUUCUUCUUGACAUUUUCCUCAUUGACUGACCUUCAUGUCUUAAAGUAAUGAUGGACUGUCGUUUGUCUUUGCUUAUUUUAGCUGUUCUUGCCAUAAUAUGGACUUGGUCUUUUACCAAAUAGGGCUAUAUUCUGUAUACCCCCCUACAAAUGUCCCAAAACAACUGAUUGGCUUAAACGCAUGAAGGAAAGAAAUUCCACAAAUGAUCUUUUAACAAGGCACACCUGUUAAUUGAAAUGCAUUCUAGGUGACUACCUCGUGAAGCUGUUUGAGAGAAUGCCAAGAGUGUGCGAAGCUGUUAUUAAUUAAGGCGAAGGGUGGCUACUUUGAAGAAUCUCAAAUAUAACAUAUAUUUUGAUUUGUUUAACACUUUUUUAACUCAUGGGCAUGUGAGGCUCACAGGGAUAUUGGUAUCCACAGUACUCUACCAAUGAUACAUUUUUCAACUCAUUACUAUUCCCCCAAACUGUUUUAUUUAAAACCUAAAUGCACUGUAAUUGAAGCUUUAAAACGGCUAAGUUUUCUCUCUGACUCAUGGCAAAUUGUGUAGACUUGCAGGAUAUUCGUUUUAAAGUUGCAAAAAAUAUAUAUAUCGCUGCCUCAUGGCAAAAUGUGUAGAAUUGCAGGAAAUUAGCUUGAAAACUGCAAAAAAAUCUCUCAGAUGAGAAGAGGGGGGCCUUUGAAAUGUUAUUUCCCAUGGUGCUUUCAAGACAACUGGGAACAAAGGUCAAAUCGUGACGUCAUUGAUCUUCAGAUCGGAAAGUCAGAGCUCUAGGAGGCCCGAGUUUUUUUCAGAGUUUCCAGAUGUCUUGAACGCACUGAAGUCUGAGGUCGGAGAUUUCAGAGUACAGAGAUUCUGAGCUCCCAGUUGUCUUGAAUGCAGCAUUUGUUCAUCCAGCCGUGGAGACUACUGCAGAUGUCUCUGAUGAAUUUGCUAACACAAAAGGGGUCCCCGACCCCAAAAAGUAUGAGAACCCCUACUCUAAAUAACUAAAGUAAAACCCACCCGCUGCCUAGAUUUUCGCAACCCUACCAGCUUCUACCCGAUUGUCUCAAAGCUGGCAAAUAAUAUGGCCAUAUCUUUUCAGGUGAUUCUGUUUGUGUUUUAUGCCCUGCGGUUACGAAAUGGCCCGUUUUCCAUGAUUGGAAAAUGUAUCCCACUACCUGUGUACACUGAAACAUGAGAAGAAAGAUACAGAAUCUGAAAGAGAGGAUUACAUUUGUGUGCAGGUUCAUCAUUGACUCAGUUUCGCCACAGUACAUACACAAUUACUGAGAUUACAAACGUUCCACUAGAACAGAUACAUACACGCAAUACAGUCCAACCGUUUUGGAUUUCAUAUUUCUGUUUCACAGAUACCUUUACAUCAGUUUUAUUUAAAGGACAUUAACAUACAGUACCAGUCAGUUUGGACACACCAACUCAUUCCAGGGUUUUUCUUUAUUUUUACUAUUUUCUACAUUGUAGAAUAAUAGUGAAGAUAUCAGAACUAUGAAAUAACACAUAUGGAAUCAUGUAGUAACCAAAAAAGUGUUAAACAAAUCUAAAUAUAAAAGUAGCCACCCUUUGCCUUGAUGAAAGCUUUGCGCACUGUUGGCAUUCUCUCAACCAGCUUCAUGAGCAAUGCUUUUCCAACAGUCUUGAAGGAGUUCCUACAUAUGCUGAGGACUUGUUGGCUGCUUUCCCUUCACUCUGCAGUCCAACUCAUCCAAAACCAUCUCAAUUGGGUUGAUAUCAGGUGAUUGUGGAGGCCAGGUCAUCUUAUGCAGCACUCAAUCACUGUCCUUGGUCAAAUAGCCCUUACACAGCCUGGAGGUGUGUUGGGUCGUUGUCCUGUUGAAAAACAAAUGAUAGUCCUACUCAGCGCAAACCAGAUGGUAUAGCGUAUCGCUGCAGAAUGCUGUGGUAGCCAUGCUGGUUAAUUGUUCCUUGAAUUGACUGUGAAGGCCUGAUUGUUUCCUCUGAAGAGUUGAUGUUGAGAUGUGUCUGUUACUUGAACUCUGUGAAUCAUUUAUUUUGGCUGCAAUCUGAGGUGCACUUAACUCUAAUUAACUUAUUCUCUGCAGCAGAGGUAACUCUGGGUCUUACUUUUCUGUGGCGGUCCUCAUGAGAGCCAGUUUCAUCAUAGCGCUUGAUGUUUUUUGCGACUGCACUUGAAGAAACUUUCAAAGUUCUUUACAUUCUCCGCAUUGACUGACCUUCAUGUCUUAAAGUAAUGAUGAACUGUCGUUUCUCUUUGCUUAAUUUAUCUGUUCUUGCAAUAAUAUGGACAUGGUCUUUUUCCCCAAAUAGGGCUAUAUUCUGAAUGCCACCCCUACCUUGUCACAACACAACUGAUUGGCUCAAACACACUCCAAAUGUACUUUUAACAAGGCACAACUGUUAAUUGAAAUGCAUUCCAGGUGACUACACCAUGAAGCGUGUGCAAAGCUGUCAUCAAGGCAAAGGGUGGCUACUUUGAAGGAUCUCAAAUAUAAAAUAUAUUUUGAUUUGUCUAACACCUUUUUGGUUACUACAUGAUUCCAUAUGUGUUAUGUCAAAGUUUGGAUGUCUUCAAUAUUAUUCUACAAUGUAGAAAUUAGUAAAAAGAAAAACCCUGGAAUGAGUAGGUGUGUCCAAACUUCGACUGAUACUGUUGUAAUUAUAUUUUAUGCAAUAUGUGUUUUGAAUAUAUUUUAAACUCAUUUGAGUCAUUAUGUUCCAUUAUCUUACCCAGGAAUCAUCAUUUGUUCAUGUUUACAUACAUUGUAUAGCCAUUGAAAUGUCUCCAUGAUGGUGAUGCUGCUGUUGUAAUGGAGUAAUGUGGGGUAGGUGCAACAUAAGACAAAAAAAUGACAAAGCCUUGAGUGAGAGGACUAACUGGUGUCUCCAAGUGGACACACACCUCUCUGAAGUGUUCACAGUUCCUAAGUCAUUCCAAUGCACUUUUAUGACUCAAAGAGUCUUCAACUAUAAGGUAGGGCGUUCAGCCACUCUGCCCAGAAAACGUGCUUUGGUGAUGAAAUGUCACUUCCUUAUGUUACAUAAUACAUUUGUACCAAGACAAAUAUGAUUAUUCAUGUUCUGAAUCUUUCAGUGGGGUCUUUCUCUAACAUAUCAAAGAAGUUGGAUUUCAUAACCUAAUACAUCUGUCAAUAAACACCGAGCUCUGUUGACACAGCGGUGCAGGUUUCUCAUAACAACUUUUUAGGAUUUUACAUUUUGUGGUUGUCUUCGUCAAAGUUGUUUCUGCGGGUUGCAAAAAAUUAAAUUGGCGUGACACGAACUGAAUUAAAUGUCAAAUAAAAAGCUUGAUGUAUCCUCGGCGCUCCGUUGACAUUUCAAAGAUAUACGAUUGUUUUUUAGAGAAAUCUACUAAGACCAAGAAUUAAUAUGAAAAGUCUAUAAUAAAAUAUGAAAAUACUACAUGUUAUGUCUCAAAAUCGAUAUCCAUCUUACUUCUAUAUUGUUUUAUGUCCCGUGGUUUCGAGAAGAAAGAUGAGUUCAAGGGGAAAGUGACCUUGUCAAGUAGACAGUAGCCUUCAUUUUUGCACAGAAUCCAGCCGAGCUGAUGUGAUGCAAUUUUCCAGAUUUUGUCAAACGUUUUUUCUCUGGCCUCCAUUGAUUGAGUCACUGCAAUUCUGGACAUCCUACAUGGGUAAAAACUCCCAAUAACUUCUUAGAUGAUUAUCUAUACAUUUACACAUUAUAUAUCCAUUGUUCAAAAUAUGCCUUUUUAAUUGGACACCCUAUAUAACGUUCUUUGUUUUGCUCUCCUACCUGUGCUAGAGGAACUAGAGCAAGCACAUUUGUUUCGUUUGGAACAUAUUCCUGCAACCGGCCCUCGCAGAAUUACUGUUUACGCAAUCCAAAAACGGUCCAUAAAUCGCAAUCUGGGUCAAGUGGGCAUAAUUUGAAAGCCUGUUCUAUUGCCAGCAUGACUAGCUAAAUUAUGAAAUGCGACAUUACAGUGUUAGGCUUUUACAAUGCAAUUCAGGGACACAGAUCAGCAUUUUGGUGCACAUAGAAAUGGGUCGUGUGCAUUCAGGUGCCUGUGCUGCGGUACAUUUACUUCACAACAGACAAACAUAGGUUCAUUCUGUUCAGAACAACCCAGGGUAUAACGCCAUGUCAUCUUGUAACCGUACAUCAAACAUAAUGAUCAUAAACAUUGACACUGUAUCUGACAUUAGUUUUAUGAUAUGGAAAUGUGAAGUGCACAUUUUGGACUCUGGUGUUUGGCUUGCUUGUUUGACAUCAAGGCAGUAUUUAUAAUCCUCAAUGUCUCAUCUUUCAGAAUACAUAGAGUUCUCUUAAUUUACAGCGUUUCCCUCUCUCGGACAACAAAAACGUUGCCCAAUUAGCUGCAGGGUCGGGGCACGAGUUAGGACGCCUGUCAGUCAAAACCCAUACAGAGCUGUGAAGUGUAGAGCCGGAGGUCUGACAUCAUGUAUAGCAUGUUACUGUACAACCACUGCGUUCCAAUUUAGGCAUUUAUCAGCGCCCAAAUCUGCCAUUUUCAACCCAUAUGAGGGUUAAAAGUAUAGUUCACUCUCACCAAAAAAUACAUAAUCAUCAUCACGUUUUUUUCUCUUUACUGAAAGUGCUUAACUUGACUGCUGAGUGAACUAUCCUUUUAAAGGCAAGUGUGUUGUGUGUUGGUGGAUGGGAUAAGAGCCAGAAAUAUGAUACCUCCAUGCAAUGCCACUUAGAUCACACUGGUAUUAAUGUUUAUAUUGUAUUAUUUAUUAUUUUAUGUUAAAAACAAAGCAUCUUGUAUAUCGUUUAUAAUAACUUAUGCAACAUUAGUGUAUUAACGCAUCAUUAUAAUAUCAAGUAAUUGUAUGAUUACCCUUUUGCCAAAAAGUUCUAAAACAAAUGUUCAUAAAAUGUUGUAAAAAGGAAAAUGAUGAUCAUCAAAUCGAGUGAUUACCAAUGAUUGAAGUUUGUAUAUUAACCUGAUUUUAAAUUGCAUAACCUGAGCAAAUCUCCCUCCUCUUCCAUUGUUAUUGUAGUUGCGGCAUCCUUUCUCUCAAUCUAGUCCAGUACUACUCUUAUAACAGAGCGUCUGGGCUUAUGACGAAACACUACUCCAACCUAUUCCCAACGCUCACCUGCCCAGUCUACCGUUGGACAGCACUCUAUGACUUUUGUAUGUACAGUAAAAGUUGAAAGCAAUAUGCUGUAUUAACCCUGAAGAAGCCUUGUUUUCUACUGCGUCAGUGUGCAGCUUGUGUACAGUUUGUGUGGGGCUGAGGGGGUGUUGAUCUGUCCGUGAGAAUGUUCUGAGAGAUAAUCAUGACUGCUAGGCUAGCUGCAUUAGUUCACAAAAAAAGGCUGUGCUUCUUUUUCCCCUCUUUUUUUCUAAUUUUCUUUGCUCUCCCUCUUUUGCAUUUUGAAAAGUUGAAUGGGCAGCUAUCUGUCACACUGAAUAAAAUGGAACAGAGUCACUGUCA
This is a messenger RNA of Oncorhynchus nerka (sockeye salmon), 11868 nucleotides long. Its product is annotated as protein phosphatase 1, regulatory subunit 9A. Gene Ontology annotation, biological process: calcium-mediated signaling; neuron projection development; actin filament organization. Bases 486 to 4052 code for a protein of 1188 amino acids. Lineage: Eukaryota; Metazoa; Chordata; Actinopteri; Salmoniformes; Salmonidae. The transcript is spliced from 20 exons. The record is from RefSeq and is a predicted model, not a curated record. Gene Ontology annotation, molecular function: actin filament binding. Gene Ontology annotation, cellular component: actin cytoskeleton; postsynaptic density; dendrite.